GCAUAUUUUAAACUGUACAAACGGACCAGACUGAGAUCAGGCAGAGAGGCGACGCUUCGCUAGUCUCGUUUGACAAGUGUUGGUUAUUUUAAACUCUUCGCCGAUAAACACAAACUAUUGGAAUUUAACAAUGAGAAGGAGCGAGGUGCUCGCAGCAGAGGCUGUGUCCUGCCUGAAUAAAGCGCUCUGCCACCUGAAGGACAUCUGGGAGGAAAUCGGUAUCCCCGAGGACCAGAGACUGCAGAGAACUAACGUUGUCAAGAACCACAUUAAGAACUUACUAGACAUGAUGAUCAAAGAAGAGGAAUCUCUGAAAAAGAGGCUCAUAAGCAGCAUUGAAAAAUGCAAGGCAGAAAUGGAUACCCUGUGCCUGGAACUUCAGCUAAACGGGUUUGAGGAAGAGACUGGCAUCACCAUGCUGCAGCAAGAGAAGAACAUCCGCACACAGGUGGAGGCUCUGGUAAAGGAGAAGACUCGGCGGAUGCAGCAGCUGAAGUCUCUGCUGGACCAGGACCAGGACCUGUGCGACAUCCUGUGCUCCAUGCCGUACGGCAUCGCUCCAGACUCUGUUCCCACACCGGAACAGCUGGAGAGCCUCAGCCAGCACAUCGCCAACCAGAACGCAGAGAAGGCCCGGCGACAUGCUGAGUUCAUGGACCUCAAAAAGCAGAUCACCGUGUACAUGGCGGAGCUGGAGCACAUCCCCGAGACCAGCUUCGAGAAGGACGUCGUCUGCGAGGACGAGGACCAUUUCUGCCUUUCAAGAGACAAUAUCACGUCACUCAAACUGCUUGUUUGUCAGCUGGAGGAACGCAAGGCGGAGAACGAGGCGGUGUGUGAGGCUCACCGAGAGAAGAUCCAGCGGUUGUGGGACAGACUGCAGGUUCCCCAGGAGGAGAGGGAGGCCUUCAACGACCACAUGGUCGCAUCCAGGAAGAGGAACCUGGAAGCGUUACAAGCAGAAGUUCAGCGUCUAGAGGAGCUCAAACUGCUGAACAUCCGCCACGUCACCGACGCCAUCCGCUCCGAGAUCGCCGUGUUUUGGGAAAAGUGCUUCUUCAGCAGUGACCAGCGGCAGGCUUUCGCUCCAUAUUUUAGCGAGGAUUUUACUGAGGAGCUGUUGAGUCUGCAUGAUGCGGAGAUCCAGCGCUUGAAGCAGCAUUAUGAGAAUCACAAAGAGCUUUUUGACGGCGUCCAGCAGUGGGAGGACAGCUGGAGACUCUUCCUCGAGCUAGAGAAAAAAGCCACAGAUCCGACACGAUUCACGAACAGAGGAGGGAAUCUUCUGAAAGAGGAGAAACAGAGGUCUGAGCUGCAUAAAAGCCUGCCCAAGCUGGAAAAGAAAUUAAAAGCCCAGAUUGACGCGUGGGAGAGUGAACAGGAUCGAGAGUUUCUAGUAAACGGCCAGAAGUUUCUGCAGUAUGUGGAGGAACAGUGGGAGCUGCACCGGAUAGAGAAAGAGAAGGAGAAACAAGAGAGGCAUCUGAAGAAGAGCAAACAGACGGAGGAGGAUAUGCUGUACGGAACGGCAGUACGGACCCCCACCAAACGCAGACUCCUCACCACUACUACCCCCAAUAAAUCACGAAAGUUUAAUGCGACUUCCAGCAUUUCCAGCGCCACGCCCAACAGCACCAGUCGCUCUGUCUUUGGUGGAACCGUCUGUCGCUCCCCUGUGCCCCGCCUACCUCUCUCAGCAAACAAGGGUCCAGCAGCACGGAUGCCAGCCUGCGGCGGGAAACCCCCCAACCCACGCUUGCAAGGCUGCAACAAGGAGAACGAGGCCCAGCUGAAGGGGAGCCCUGUGAGUGGUGCGUUGCUGAUCCCCGCUAGUCCACAGCGUAACUUCAGCAUAGCCUCUGUUGCCAGCACAUAUUCAGAGUUUGUGAGGGACUUGGUCAGCACUGAAUCGGUUCAGUCAAGCGAGACCUGUCCAAGGCCUCUGACGCCAAGAUCCAGCACAACAUCCUGAACUCCACCACCACCAACCUUUGACCUCUGACUGCGUCAGCUAGCGUACUCCUUUCACUGAAGUUCUGAUUUCCUCUGUAAAAAAGGAUCACUGCCUUUCACUACUAUCAGCUUUUAUAUGUAAAUGAAUGUAAUAAUAUAUUGAGUGUUAAGUCAGUGAUAAACAAGGACUGUGUUGUCAGUUGCUGAGCGUCUUGUCGUCAGCGGUCUGUCACUGUCUGCAGGGGAAAUAAAUGUUUGUGUAAGUUAAACUAACACUACUUUGGCUCUCUAAAUGUUGCUCAUUUUAUUGAUAUGUUAAAGGGUAACUACUGUUUUUUUUUUUUUCAACCUGGAUCUCUAUUUUCCUCUGUUUUUGAGUCUAAGUGACUGAUGGGAACUACAGUCUUUGACAUUGGACCAGUAUUAAGCAUGAUCGCUGCUGAAACAAGCUACAAUCUAAGUUAACAGGGCAAUUGUCCAGCUUGUCUUUACCUUCACAAAAGUGCUCGUUUUGCCACUGACCAAAUCAGGUUAAUAUUCCAAGUGUCUAACAACAUUAUGGAAAGGAUCCCUUCAGAGAUAGACCU
Messenger RNA from Sander lucioperca (pikeperch), 2540 nucleotides. RefSeq names its product protein regulator of cytokinesis 1b (gene prc1b). Gene Ontology annotation, molecular function: microtubule binding. The record is from RefSeq and is a predicted model, not a curated record. The transcript is spliced from 15 exons. NCBI's taxonomy places the organism in Eukaryota, Metazoa, Chordata, Actinopteri, Perciformes, Percidae. Bases 131 to 1972 code for a protein of 613 amino acids. Gene Ontology annotation, cellular component: cytoplasm; mitotic spindle midzone; spindle. Gene Ontology annotation, biological process: mitotic spindle midzone assembly; microtubule cytoskeleton organization.